AUGAGUCUUUCAGAGUUUGGGAAUUUUAAAUAUUAAAUUAUAAACGCUACUAUUUAUCACUUACAUUUAAAUCUUAAGUAGCCAUAUUUUUAUUACCUUUACAAUGUUAUUUUUAUUGCUCUUUUAAUUAAAUGCUGCUGUUCAGUAUUUAUUAUUAAUUAUUUUUAGCAAUUUAGAGCACACUAGAACUUAAAUUAUUAUACAUAUUUUAAUUUUUAAGAUAAGGUUUGUAAUUAGCUAUUUGUGUUUCUGGCUAGUAAGGAUCAAAGCUACUCUCGGUGUUGUAUUCAGAAUUUAGUUGCUACGUUCUAGUUUUUAAUUUUUUAGAUUUGUUAAUUUAGUCAAAGUCAAUUGACUUUUUUAUAUAAAGUUGUUUAUGCUACUAGUCUUCAUUCAUAUCUUGACUCUUAUCUUUAUUUUAAUUAGUCAAAGGAAAUAAUUUUACCCAACUUUAUUUAUGUUAAGUAAGGGUAAAAUUUUUAUCGUCAUAAUAAUCAUCCUUUAUAGCAGUUUCUUAUGUUGUUAUUUUUUAUACAGAAUUUAGAGAUGAGAGCCUUUUAUUACCUCCUUUUAAGGGUGUUACAAUAUCUUAAAUUUUGUGUCCAAUAAAACCUUCAUCUAGCUUUGAAUUGA
Messenger RNA from Tetrahymena thermophila SB210, 633 nucleotides. Its product is annotated as transmembrane protein, putative. The record is from RefSeq and is a predicted model, not a curated record. The transcript has a single exon. NCBI's taxonomy places the organism in Eukaryota, Ciliophora, Oligohymenophorea, Hymenostomatida, Tetrahymenidae.